Messenger RNA from Castor canadensis (American beaver), 1912 nucleotides. It is a transcript of the gene Get4, whose product is annotated as guided entry of tail-anchored proteins factor 4. Gene Ontology annotation, molecular function: protein binding. The record is from RefSeq and is a predicted model, not a curated record. Gene Ontology annotation, biological process: protein insertion into ER membrane. Lineage: Eukaryota; Metazoa; Chordata; Mammalia; Rodentia; Castoridae. Gene Ontology annotation, cellular component: cytosol; BAT3 complex.
UCGCACGGCCGCAGGGACGGAAGCCGGGAGGCGCCGCCGACCGCGCCUGCGACAGCGUCAAUCCUGCGCGGAGCGCCGGCCAAUGGCGGCGGCGGCGAUGGCGGAGCAGGAGGGCGCCCGCAACGGCGCCCGCAACCGCGGCGGCGUCCAGCGCGUGGAGGGCAAGCUGCGCGCCAGCGUCGAGAAGGGCGACUACUACGAGGCGCACCAGAUGUACCGGACCCUCUUCUUCAGGUACAUGUCCCAAAGUAAGCACGCCGAGGCCCGGGAGCUCAUGUACUCAGGAGCGCUGCUGUUCUUCAGCCACGGCCAGCAAAACAGCGCUGCAGACUUAUGCAUGCUGGUCCUGGAGGCCCUGGAGAAGGCGGAAGCAGACGUGGGCGACGACUUACUCGAGAAUCUGGCAAAGGUGUUCAGCUUGAUGGACCCCAACUCUCCAGAGCGAGUGGCCUUUGUGUCCAGAGCCUUGAAAUGGUCCAGUGGGGGUUCUGGGAAACUGGGCCACCCCCGACUCCACCAGCUGCUGGCCCUCACCCUUUGGAAAGAGCAGAACUACUGUGAGUCCCGGUACCACUUCCUGCACUCCGCAGAUGGCGAGGGCUGUGCCAACAUGCUGGUGGAGUACUCCACUGCCCGUGGCUUCCGCAGCGAGGUGGAUAUGUUUGUGGCCCAGGCCGUGCUCCAGUUUCUGUGUUUGAAGAACAAGAGCAGCGCAUUGGUGGUCUUCACCACAUACACACAGAAGCACCCGUCCAUCGAGGACGGGCCGCCCUUUGUCCAGCCCCUGCUCAACUUCAUCUGGUUUCUGCUGUUGGCCGUGGAUGGUGGCAAGCUGGCCGUGUUCACGGUGCUCUGCGAGCAGUACCAGCCAUCCUUGCGCAGGGACCCAAUGUACAAUGAGUACCUCGACAGGAUAGGACAGCUCUUCUUUGGUGUGCCGCCCAAGCAGACAUCUUCCUACGGAGGCUUGCUCGGCAACCUGCUCAGCAGCCUCAUGGGCUCCUCCGAGCAGGAGGAGGGUGAGGAGAGCCAGGACGACAGCAGCCCCAUCGAGCUGGACUGAGCCGGCCUGCGUGGAGGCACCACGGCCAGCACCACGGUGGACGGUUUCAGUGCGAGGCCUGGAAUGCGGCCCUUAACCCCGUGGGCCCUUUGACGGGAGCCACCUUUGCGGAGCCUGCCCUAUUUACGUACGGUGGCUGAGGGCCACACGGCCUGCCUGUCGCUGUGUGGCCGGGCCCCUGCCGCCCACCGUGUUCUUCAGAUCACCCACAAUAAAACACAGGCCUUGCUGCAGCACCCCGCUGCCGUCCUUGUCUCUGGUUCCUUGGGGAGGGCUGCGGGGUGACACGGCGGCCUGGUGUCAGGGACUGGACAAGGUGUGCUUGGCAUCCUCUCACCAGUGUCCAGCACAGCCAGGGUGAGAGCCACCCGCACUCUUAGGUCCUGUGGGUGAGCAGGCUUCUUGUCUCAUUUUGUUCAGACGUGGGCUCAUGGAGCAGUGGGAUGGGGGUCCUCGGAGCCGGCUGCUGCCUGCGUGGUUUGCCUGGUGUGGCCAGCCAGGCUGCUGGGUGUGAGCCCAAGCCUCGGCCCUGUGGCCCCUGCUGCCGCCCUGCUGGCCUCACUUUUAAAGGGCACUGCAGACUUUGUCACGUCCUUCACCUCCUCACUGGGUGAUGAAGUCCUUCAACCCAGCACUUCAGGAUUUAACCAAAUAACAGUCCAGGAACGACCAGCUCCGCCCUUUACCGCUGAGGAAUCCACGCUGCCAAUACAAUUACAAAGGGAAACACUUUAUUUUUUCACAAAGUAAGAGUUUCGGGUCAUGCAUGGGAGGGGAGAUACACCUUAUUUACUGUGAAAAUGGAACUUGAAGGCUGUGUCAACUGUUGAGUAUAAAUAAACCCUUUGU